AUGGAGUCCAAGGCAGUGUACAAAACUUCAGUUGUUAUGGUGGGCAUAUUGACCAUGCUGGCUUCCUUGUCUGGAGUAGUGUUGUCUGUGCUGAUGGUUGUGAAGGGACUGACCCCUUUGCAAGAAUUUGGCAAACUUUGCAACGAAACAACAGUGUUGCAAACCAUCCGAGCUGAAAAUGCAGAAUUCCAAAAAUCCUCCCAGAACAUCUUCGUGGGCAUCCUGGGCUUCUUCCUGGUGGCCCUCGGGGUUCCCAAUGCUAUGCACGCCGUCUACAGCCUCGAGCUCAUCUUCGGCGCCUGGAAG
Messenger RNA from Gryllus bimaculatus (two-spotted cricket), 306 nucleotides. Lineage: Eukaryota; Metazoa; Arthropoda; Insecta; Orthoptera; Gryllidae. The record is from the annotation of a GenBank genome assembly.